AUGUUCGCAAGGCUAUCUCUCAUCGUCUCGGCUCUUGCCUUCUUCCUCAACCUCACCGCUGCUCUUCCUUUCGGCUGGCACCCUCGCCCUACAGCAGCCUUCCCUCAACCUCCCGGCGGCUUCCCUCACCCAGAGGGCGGUUUCCCUCAUCCUACUGGUGGCUUCCCUCACCCAACUGGCGGCUUCCCAAUGCCCACCGGCGGCUUCAACCCCUUCCCUACAGGCUUCCCCACCGGCUUCCCUCCAGGCUGGGUUCCCGGCGAGGGCCCCGCACCCACCGGCACCGCUCCCAAGCCCCUCGAGAAGAGAUUCGAAGGUGCCCGUGGCAACCACGAUGGCUUCUGGUGGGGUAACUGGGGCGGCAACUGGGGCAACUGGGGUCCUAAGCCCACUGCCACUGCUGUUGCUCCCAUUGUUCCUACCGGCAACGCUGCUUUCCCUACCGGCGCUUGGGGUCCUCCUCCCGCUGAGUCCGGCGCUUGGGGCUUCCCUACUGCUCCUGUUCCGGUGCCUACUGGCUACUAA
Molecule: messenger RNA, 525 nt
Organism: Aureobasidium musti
Lineage: Eukaryota; Fungi; Ascomycota; Dothideomycetes; Dothideales; Saccotheciaceae
Source: the annotation of a GenBank genome assembly